GUAAAGCAAACAUAAAGCCAAACCUACUCCACAAACACUUGCAUACACCGAUGAGGCGAUUGACAGCGAAUGAUCCAACACCAACUCCCUUCGAGCCGACCUUGCACAUGUUGCGAUCUGAGUCUCCCUUCCACUUCUGCAACCGAUCCCAAGCUCCCCACAAAGCUUAGGCAGAACACCACGGAUUAGCUCCGGCUCCGCAACCGCAGAGCUGCUGUGCGCCAUGGCAUCGCCGACGAACGGAGCGCUGGAGCGGUGCAAGAGCGCCAUCACGGCCGCCACGUCCGUCGUAGGCGCGGCCAUGCUGCUGCGCCGGCUCGUCGCGGACGUCCUACCGGCGGGCACGCCCCUGGUGGGCGCGCUGCUCCUCCUCCCGCCGCCAUCCGCCCGGCGCCACGCCGUGCUCAUCGAGGAGUUCGACGGCGCCUUCUACAACCGCGUCUUCGUCGCGGCCAGGGCGUACGUCUCCACCCUCCUCGCCGCGGCGCCAGGCGUGCCGCUGCUGAAGGCCAGCCUGCCCCGCGGCGCCGGCGCGGACCAGAUCACGCUGGCCAUGCGCCCCGGCACGGCGGUCGUCGACGUGUUCCAAGGGGUGGAGGUGACGUGGCGCCUAGGCAGCCAUGGCGGCGGGCCGCGUCGGGCGUCGGGCGGCGCUGGCGAGGUGUUCAGGCUCAGCUUCGACGGGCGGCACAAAGACGUGGUGAUCGGCGCCUACCUGCCGUUUGUCAUGGCCCGCGUCGAGGCCAUGUCCCGGGAGCAGAGGCACGCCAAGCUGUACAGCAACGAGUGGGGCAAGUGGCGCCCCGUGAGGCUCCGAAACGCCUCGACGUUCGCGACGCUGGCCAUGGACGCCGUGCUGCGGCAGGCCGUGGUGGACGACCUGGAAAUGUUCCUGGGCCGGAAGGAGUACUACGAGCGCACGGGGAGGGCGUGGAAGAGAGGCUACCUCAUCCACGGGCCGCCCGGCACCGGCAAGUCCAGCCUGGUCGCCGCGAUCUCCAACCACCUCCACUUCGACGUGUAUGACCUCGACCUCAGCGGCGUCCGGUCGAACACGGAGCUGAGGAAGCUGCUGAUUCGAAUGAAGAACAGGUCCAUACUGUUGAUCGAGGAUGUCGACUGCGCGGUGGCGGCGGCGCCGCGGAGGAAAGCUGACGGUGGCUCCGACGAGAGCCGCCCGACUUACAAGAAUCACAAGGUCACUCUGUCCGGCCUGCUCAACAUGGUGGACGGGCUUUGGUCGAGCAGCGGCCACGAGCGCAUCCUCAUCUUCACCACCAACCACAUGGAUCGACUCGACCAAGCGCUACUCCGGCCGGGCCGGAUGGACAUGCACAUCCACAUGGGCUACUGCAGCUUUAGCGCCUUCAAGGAGCUCGUAGUCACCUACCACAACAUCGACGGCCACCACCCCCUCUUCCCGGAGAUCGAAGCGCUGCUGCGGGAGGUGGACGUGGCGCCGGCAGAGCUCACGGAGAAGCUACUGGCAACGGAUGACGUCGACGCCGCGGUUGAGAUGGCCGCGAAGCUGCUGAGAGACAGGAAGGCGGGAGCUACGGAGGAUGGUGGGUACGUCAAACAGAAGUUGCAUAUGGGGCCUACGCGUCCCCGCUCGCGGCCAAUGCCAGUGUCGGUGUCGGUGCCGGCACCUAGCCGGCGCGUACCGAGUUCCGUGAGACGGAUGGUGUUCGACGAGGUAAUACCAUUAGGUGUAUCACGCAGACAAGGGAGUGGGACAGGACAUCGUGGCGGCGGUGGAGUGCAUGGGCGAGGGCGGGGGCGGCGGUAGACCUGUGUACAUAGGAAAAUGCAAAACUCUUGUUACAUCUAUAUCUAUGUCUAUUUUUCUUAUUUGAUAAUUAUUUAUCUAUUAUUUUUCUCA
Messenger RNA from Phragmites australis (common reed), 1882 nucleotides. Its product is annotated as AAA-ATPase At3g50940-like. Lineage: Eukaryota; Viridiplantae; Streptophyta; Magnoliopsida; Poales; Poaceae. The record is from RefSeq and is a predicted model, not a curated record. Bases 224 to 1789 code for a protein of 521 amino acids. The transcript has 2 exons. Gene Ontology annotation, molecular function: ATP hydrolysis activity; ATP binding.